Messenger RNA from Diatraea saccharalis (sugarcane borer), 4502 nucleotides. The record is from the annotation of a GenBank genome assembly. Lineage: Eukaryota; Metazoa; Arthropoda; Insecta; Lepidoptera; Crambidae.
GUGACAAUGUCUGCAUCUGUUGAUUGAAAUUUGAAACAUAAUAAGCUUCUAAACAAGGUCAACAGUUUUCAUCAACUCACAAUCGACGAAAAUAAUUAGGAAUCAGUGCAUAUUAUGAUUGUGGUUUCAAAGAAUAUUCAUUUCUCAGCUUUCAACCAAAAAUACAAGUGCAAGUGUCCGCGAAAAUGAUCCGUACUUUGUUUUUCGCAAUCACAACGUUACAUGAACAUGGAUGACCUAAAAUGCGAAUACAUGAAGAAAAAGGAUGCUUCUCACUAUCACAAAGAGUGUAAAGUUAAGGAAUUAUAAUGUUUUGUGCAUGGAUUGUCGACAAUCAUGAACUGAAUUGAAGUAAGACAUAACGAUCGGUGAUUCGUCGAAUCACAAAAGUGAAAAUGUGAUGUGUCAAACUGAUUGUUUACCUCGCGGACAGGUGAGCGGUUUGUAGAAGUGGUACGCGAGGGCGGCGGGAGGCGGGCGGCAUGUCGGGUCGCACGAGUCCCGUGAACGGCGGUUACGAGGCCGCGAGCGGAGAGCCUGCAAUGAGGCUCUCUGUCCGCAAGGAUCUAUUUCCCGAGGCCUGCCUGCAGAAGAUCACACCUGUCGUACCUGAUGCGGCCACGACACCAGAAGACGAAGAUGCCGUUUCUUGUGUUAAACUUGAAACUGACUUUGAGCAAAGCAUUGAUGAGAUUGCCCAUCAAAAACAGCAGGUGGCUAAUGGAGCAUUUCAGCCUCCGCGACCCCGUCAUAGAAAACAUAAGCAGCAUUCAAGACGAGAUUCAGACCAGUCUACACUCAAUGGUAGUCUUCCUUCAGAACGAAAACGAAGAAAAAGCAUAAGGUCUCAUAGUAUUGUGCGGUCUAAAGUGAAAGGUGGUAAAAAUUUCAAUUUAGUGAGUAGUAGUGAGUGCCAGGACAAUGACAAAGACUGGGACCCAGAUGAAGAUAGUGAAAGUUCAGAAGAUGAAGUGCUUAAAUGCAGUGUAAAGUUACCAUUAAUUAAUUUGCCUCGGCAAACUGGCAAACCUUACAGUCAUGAACUUAGUCAAUUAUCAACUAAAAAAAGUAAGAAAGACUCUAAAGAGAAACGAACUUAUACCGUGACGCCUUGUAGUGGUAAACCACGUUCUAUGUUGGGGAUAUGUAGUUCACGUAGCAAAAAGAAGUCCAGAAAGUCAGAGUGUACUGCUACUUAUCGUAGUCAGAUAGUGGACAUGAAUACUAUACGAAUUAAGAUCAAAAGAACCAGUGUUCAGGUUCCUAUUAUUACUCCAACACCGGCUUCCAUUGCUGACCUUGGUCAAAGGAAAUCCAAAAAGAAACGGGCCGCUUCUCCCGUGAUCAGCGAAAGCUCUGGAGAAGAAUAUGAUCCCAGAGUGGAUAAUGCUGCUUCUAUGAGUGCGGCCACGCCGAAAGCGAAACAUUCCCGACCUAAGAUACCCAAAACGCCCAAAACCCGAAAAUCAAAUAACUCUAAAAGUAAAAAAAAGACUGAAAGAACUACUAGAAUUAGUGCAGCUGAGAGUAAAGAUGUUGGACCUCAAAGCCCAUGGGCUCAAUUAAUGCCAGAGGAGGUCCUCGUUAAGAUAUUUGAAGAUGUUGUUACUUCACAAGGGACCUUACCUACUGUUAUAAGAUUGGGGCGAGUUUGUAAAUUAUGGCACAGUGUGAGCUGCAGACCUGAGUUAUGGAAGAACGUAGACCUUGCUUCUUACACAGUAGAAAAAUGUAAAACAGACUACAAACUAGUUUGGCUCCUCGAGAAUCGGCUGUCGCAUUGUCAAAGUUUAAAUAUCUCUCAGUGGAAAGUGUGCAAUGUAUCUUGGGUGCUAGCGUGCGUAGCAGAAUAUUGUAAGAGCUUAAUGGAAUUGAGCGUAGCGGGAUGGAGUCGUAUCACGCCGGAACAGCUGUUUGAACUGAUGCAGGGUCUACCGAAGCUGCAAAGAUUGGAUUUAUCACUCACGUCUGAAUCGGGUGGUUCGAGCACGUGUUUAUCCGCAGCAUCUAUGGCCCGUCUUACAGAAAACUUUGGCGAACGGUUAACUCAUCUCACGCUCGCUAACAACAAGUUUAGUGCGUUACCACAAAUACUAACGUCUGUUGCGACGUAUUGCAUCAACUUGGAAGUGUUAGACAUAUCCGGAGCGCUAGCGACGUCCCAUCCCGCGGCGAUACCGCUAGAAGCUCUUCAGAAGGGAUGCCCUAAACUACGAGUCUUCAGAGCCGCUAACUCACAGUUAGUUCUAGCAUCGGCUACCACUUCGCAGCAGAUGGAGGCGGGCGGUUGGACGCAGCUGGAGGAGUUAUCGAUAGCCGGCGAGGCGGAGACGGAGCGGAUGGCCGUGGGCGACUACCGGCUGGGGGAGGAGGCGCUCGCGCGACUGGUGCGGUCCGCUACGCGCCUGCGACUGCUGGACCUGCGCGGGCUGCAGCGGCUCACGGACUCGGGGCUGGUGCGGGUGCCCGCCUGGGACCUGCAACACCUGUUCCUCGGCGGUUGCAACGUGACUCGUCAGAGUAACGCAUGCUUGGAGUUGAUAUGCGAGAAGUGGUCGCACAGUCUGAUAGAGUUAGACUUAUCCUGGGCUUCUGCUUCACGGGUACUAGACGAUGCUGUAUCUGCACUAGCAGAUGCUCAGAACAGUAAACUCAGAAUACUCAACUUAUGUGGUUCAUCAGUGUCAUUAGCACCAGUGAAAAAAGUGUUACUCAGAUGUCAUCAUAUAGAAUCUAUAAAUCUUAGCUCUUGCAGAGCCUUGCCAAGAGGAAUGAAACGUUUAUACACUGGUAAAGAACUACAAGAUCUGAAAGAUAGCUUAGAUCCUGAGAAGGCGAAAACCAAAGAAAAUAUUCAAAGUGAAAAGAAAAAUGAGAAGGCAGAGGCUGAUUCUAAAAUUGUGACAACACCAGAAACUCCUAAACAAGAAACGUUAGAUAGUUCUAGUGAUAAAGUGGAAGCUGCUACCGAAGAUAAGUCCUCGUCUACAAUAUUUCAAGAGCCAAAAAGUGUGUCUGAAUGUAACACCAAACAAGUAUCCACCGAAGUUACUACCAAGUCGUCACCGGAUAGUAAAAGUGAUCUAGCCUCUAAUAAAGAGUGCAUAGAGUCUGCAACUGCUACAGAAGUUAAACGCACUUUUGGUAAUAAUACACCGAAAUUAUUAAGUCCAAUGUCACAACUGAGACCAGAUUCCUCUUCAACUCCGAGGUCUGAUCAAGCGAAAGACGCAAUGGGAAGCCCCCACUUUAGCCCUGUUCCGAAACCGGACAGUCAAGUACAGAACAGUCCUGAAGUGUUACCAGAAUCGAUAAAGAGCAACUCGUGGAAUCUAGGACAGUUUAAAACUACACCCACCCAUAAAUCUGAAGCGAGCCCUUUAAAUAGAAUAGAUAGUCAUAACAAAACUAGGCACAGUAAAAUAGUCGAACAGUGUAGCCCGACUACUUCUCUAGAGAAUAAACCGAGUCCUGAAACGAUCGGCAUGAAGCAAGACAUAAAGAACCCUAACAGUUGGAGUUACGGAAGUCCGAUGCCUCGACAAGAUCAAUUCUCAUCUCAGAGGAGUCCAUAUUCUGCACAACCGAGUCCCGCUCAACCUAGCCCAUAUUCGACGCAACCUAGCCCCUACUCGACCCAACCUAGUCCGUAUUCCUCCCAACCUAGUCCAUAUUCCGCCCAACCGAGUCCUGAUACGAGUCAAAUUAUAAAGCCGGAUCUUCAAAAAUCAGGCGCGUGGAAUUCCGGCAAUUACAGUCCAAUGACGAAACAUCACGCUCCAUUCUCACCGCACCCUUCAACGCACACGAGCCCCGAUCCUGGCUUGGGCGUGAAGAGCGAUAUCCGGAAUAAUCCUAACAAAACUCCUGGUGGAUACAGUCCUAUGUCGAGACAAGAUCGUCACCAUCACAGUCCUUACUCACCGAGACCUAGCGUCGAGAACGUCGCUUAUAGUAACAAAAAGAGCCCAGGUGUGGCGGGCGGCUACAGUCCGAUGAUGCGAUCAGACUGUCAUUUGCCAAGUCCGGACGGCGGACAGAGUCGGCAAUCGAUCGGACGGACCCAAGACGUGUUCGGACGGACUGUAGCUAAAGUGCCCGAGAUUACGAUACACAACAACACGCCAGUGGAUAUUCCCAACACUUGGGGUAUCGAUAGGUUCAGUCAGAUAAACACUCCGCCUACGAGUAUCGAGUCUUUAGUGUGGGGAUCGACGUUCACAACUGAGCCGACGUUACCCCGCGUCGAUAACAUUCCCACUACGCUCAAUACGCCGCCCGCGCAGAGCUGGAACUCUUUACCGCCCUUCGAUAGUGGUAGGAGACCUACAGAGGAUAUUAGUGAUCCGUGGACUUUAGGUCAAUUUCGAGUAGAGCCUCCUCACCAAGUGCAAAAUUUCGUGGAGCAAAAUGUGAGCUUCGACGCUCUGAGUGGUCACUUGAGUCACGUGUUACCGAGUUAUUUGGACGACGGCUACUCGGAGACAUCUCGUGUGGACUGA